Messenger RNA from Scheffersomyces coipomensis, 5311 nucleotides. RefSeq lists its product as uncharacterized. The transcript has a single exon. The coding region runs from base 378 to 5195 and encodes 1605 amino acids. Gene Ontology annotation, molecular function: ATP hydrolysis activity; ATP binding; ABC-type transporter activity. NCBI's taxonomy places the organism in Eukaryota, Fungi, Ascomycota, Pichiomycetes, Serinales, Debaryomycetaceae. The record is from RefSeq and is a predicted model, not a curated record. Gene Ontology annotation, cellular component: membrane. Gene Ontology annotation, biological process: transmembrane transport.
CAACUAUAAUAGUCGGAUUAAAGCGAAAUAUAUAGUUCCAUUAAAUGUAGAAUUUUAAGCCAGUCAAUUGCAAGGCAAAGCAAAGCAAAGCAAAAUCUGUAAAUAGGGAAUACUUAAUCAUAUCUCCUUCUUCUUCUUCUUCUUCUAUACAUAUAUGGAAUUAGGCUAAACUUUUAAGGUUUUUAGUCUUUGCGCCGCCGCAAUUUUGGUAAUUGGACUGUCCCCCUUAUAGCUAAGAAUUAUCAAUUGAUGCCUUACCUUAUACGAAUUUAAUCUUAUACAUGUUCUACAUUUGCCACCCAUCCAAUAGGGGUAUAAAUAUACAUCAUAAAGUUUCAUAAGUAGUUGAUUUUGAUACCAUACAGUACACUUUAACAAUGUCAUUGUCAUUAUCACAGCUAGUUGAUCUAGUUGAUAUCACUAAUGGUAUAGCAUCCAAUCAAUUGUCAAAUCAAUCAUCUUGUACUUUCAGUAAUAGUAUCACACACCCAUUAUAUGAUAAGUAUGGAAGUUCUUUAAAUCCAUGCUUUGUUGGUUCCAUACUGUUUGUGUUUAACGCCAUUUUUGGAAUAUUUGCCUUCAUUCAAUUGUUAACAUUUUUGUUUAAUAAUAAAGUGGGACCAUAUAACCUCAAAUAUGGAUUCGGUUAUCCAUUCAGUUUAAGAAGUGUUGGGAUUUAUCAAUUAAUCAAAUUGAAUUCAAUUGCUUUACAAAUCAUAUUAAAUAUCAUCCUAUUCGCUUUCCUUUCUACCAACAAACAGAUCAUAACCUUAAGUGUGGCCCUUACCAUUAUCCUCAAUUUAAUUAUCAUAUUCCCCUUACAUGUCAUAGAACCUACUAGAUCACCUAAUGCAAGUGCUUCCCUUCUUUUAUAUUGGACUUUAAAUAUAGUCUUCUAUAUCAUGGUUUUAAUUUCCGAUUCCUUUUCAUCCCAUAAGAUUUACUUACCAAUUGAUGGUGAUGUUAGCAGUGUUUAUGCCAUUGAAAUUGUACUAUUAAUAAACUCAGCUUUAAUCUUAUGGUUUGAACUUGUAUUAUAUAAACCAUCUAAAGAAUUAAAAGAAUACUUUGAAUUGAAUGAUUGGAAAAUCAAUUCAAUCAGAAACAUUUAUAAUGAAUUAUCAUUCUACUGGUUAAACGGUCUCAUUAAAAAAGUAUAUGAUACCAAUGAUUUGGAAUCUAAAGAUUUACCUCCAUUACCUCUUGAAUUAGAUAGUGAAUCGAAUUAUCAAGUUCUUCAAUCAAGGUGGAAUAUAGCUGAAUCAAAAGCAAAAAGUGAGCUUAAGCUUAAACUUUCCAAAAUCACAGAUCCAACUGAUGCUGAUAAAAUCCCUAAAGUUUCAUUAUUAUUAAUCAUUAUUGGUAUAUUUUGGAAACAAUUCAUUAUUAUAUUUCUCUUUGAUGUGAUUGCCAUGAUUUUUGGAUUUUCCCAAGCUUUCUUAUUACAAGCAUUCAUCUUAUUUUUCACUGACACAGCUACCUCAGAUAAUGAUGAUCAUAGACAACCAGCAAUCGUUGGAUUUAGUAUUGCAUUCACUAUGUUUGUCUUUUCAUUAGCUAAUUCAGUUUGUGUUAAUCGAUACUUUUUAAUCAAUACUAGUGUUGCCAAUCAAAUAAAAGGAGCAUUGACAACUAUGAUAUAUAAAAAGACCUUAAGAUUAUCACCAGAAUCAAGAAAAGUAAAGAAUACAGGUGAAAUAGUAAACAAUUUAACCUUAGAUGCUUCCAUGGUUUCUAGCGUUCCUCAUUUAAUUGAUAUUUUAUCCGCUCCAAUAAGAUUAGUACUUACAUUGGCAUCAUUAGUAAAGAUUAUUGGUGUAUCUACCUUUGCUGGUUUACUAGGUGCAUUCAUCUUAGUACCUUUUAGUUUAAUUGUCAAUAGUAAAGUUUAUCCAUUAAUUCUUGAAAGAAUGAAAGUCAAAGACGAAAGAACUAAAUUAACUAAUGAAAUAUUAAGUUCUAUAAAAAGUAUAAAAUUAUAUUCAUGGGAAAGUCCAAUGUUAAAGAGAUUAUUCUAUAUAAGAAAUGAAAAGGAAUUACAACUUGGUAAAAGUAUUGGUAUUUUAAUUUCAUUUUUAGUCUUCUUAUGGUCAACGGUUCCAUUUUUCAUCACUUGUACAACAUUAAUUACAUUUUCUUAUAUCUCCAAAGUAGCAUUGGUUCCUGCUAUUGUGUUUCCGGCUUUAAACUUAUUCUCAAUGUUGGCAGAACCAAUCAUGAUGCUUCCAAAUGUAUUAAACAUGUAUUUCACAAUCAGUGUUUCAUUAGGAAGAUUGACAGAAUUAUUUUUGCUUGAUGAAAAGGAACUUGAAACUGGAUUUGUUGAACAUUCUUUCAAACCGGCUAAAAAGAAUGAAGACUCUGUAAUUAUAACAGAUGCUACAUUUGUGUGGGAUAAAUCUAAAUAUGAGACUGAAUUAUUGGAAGAAACUGAGGGACAAAGUGAAGACAAUGUUGCGUUAUCUGGUAUAAACUUUUCUGCAAAAAAGGGUCAAUUAACAUGUAUAGUUGGUAAAGUCGGUAGUGGAAAGACAACACUGCUUAGAGGUAUAUUGGAAGAAGUUUCUUUAGCAAAGAAAGAUACCACAAGUAUAAAAAUAAACGGUUCAAUAGCUUAUUGUCCCCAAUCACCAUGGAUAAUGAAUUCUACCAUUAAGGAAAACAUCUUGUUUGGAUUUAAAUUUGAUAAGAGAUUUUAUGAAGAAACUGUUUCUGUUUGUCAAUUGUUAGCUGAUUUUGAUAUCUUGCCAGAUGGUGAUAGAACUGUGGUUGGUGAAAAGGGUAUUUCAUUGAGUGGUGGACAAAAGGCAAGAAUUGCACUUGCUAGAAGUGUUUAUUCAAGAGCUGAUAUUUAUUUAUUAGAUGAUGUUUUAUCAGCAGUUGAUGCUCAUGUUGGGAAAAAGAUUACUGAUUUAGUUUUAGGACCUCAAGGAAUAUUGGCUUCCAAGACCAUUAUAUUGGCUACUAAUUCUGUUCCAACUUUACGUUUUGCUCAUGAAAUUGUUCUUUUGAGAGAUAAAACUAUAUCUGAAAGAGGAAGCUUUAAAGAAUCUAUGGAUAAUAAUGGAGAUUUAGCUGCUUUAAUAUUAGAGUUUGGAAAACAUGUGGAAGAAGAUAAUGUUGAAGCUGAAGAGCCUAUUGAAGAUCCUGCCAAGGUAAUCACUUCAGAAGAUACAGAAGUCACUGAAUAUCAACCAGAGUCUAACGCUGACGUUGUUCAAGAGAACCUUUUGGAGCGAAUUGAAACAAGAAGUACACUUGGAAGAGCAAGUCUUGUGUCUUUCGAACAUGAAUACGAUGAAGAAGAAGAUGGAGUGGUGAGAAGAACUGGUCAUACAGUUGAAGAAGGAGCCAAAGGACAAGUCAAAUUAUCUGUCUAUUUGGAAUAUCUCAAAAACUGUAAUUUCCCUUUCUUAUUAUUGUAUUUGGUACUUUCCAUGGUUGAAGUUGGUUUGGGUAUUUGGGGUUGGUGGGUUCUUCAAAUAUGGACCGAUAAGAAUUUAGAAGCUGGUAAAAGUGUUGACACUGUAUUUUAUUUACUGUUAUAUGCCAUUUCCGGUGUGUUAUCAUGCAUAGCUAUUCUUGUGGCAUUUAUUGUUGUAUGGACAGUCUGUGUAUUUACAGCUUCUAAAUAUUUCCAUGAUAGUAUGGCCAAAUCUGUAUUAAGAUCACCUAUGUCAUUCUUUGAAACAACGCCAGUUGGUAGAAUAUUGAAUAGAUUUAGUGAUGAUUUGGGAACUAUCGAUCAAGAAUUGAUUUGGACUUUUAUAUCAUUCUUCAUGGUGGUUCUUGGUGCAAUUGGAAAAUUGGUUGUCAUUGUGUUAGUCUUACCUGGAAUGUGGGUUCUUCUUUUAAUUCUUUUUGUCUUUUAUAAUAACAUUCGUCAACAAUUCAUUCCAGCUCAAAGAGAACUAAAAAGAUUAAGUAGUGCCAAUAAGAGUCCAGUUAUUGCUCAUCUUCAAGAAUCAUUGAAUGGAAUUGAAACCAUCAAAGCGUUCGGACAAGUUGAUAGAUUCAGUUAUAAAAACGAGUUAAAUGUUAAUACUCUUGCAAAUUCUAACUUCACCAAUUCAGUUUGUGGUAAAUGGUUAUCUACCAGGUUACAAAUUAUUUCUAAUGCUAUUAUUUUUGGAUCAUCAUUAACAAUUUUGUCCACUUUAGGUACAUCUUACCAAUUCAGUCCAGGGUUGGUAGGUUUUGCUAUGGCUAAUGGUUUAGGUCUUACUUCGAUGUUGCUGAGUAUUAUUUCAAUGUGGGCAAGUAUUGAAACUAUGACUGUUUCCUUAGAAAGAAUCAUUGAAUAUUGUUAUUUGAAGUCAGAAGCUGCUGAAGUGAUUGAAGAUAAUAGACCACCUCUCUCAUGGCCUGCUGAAGGUUCAAUAUCAUUCAAAAGUUAUUCCACUAAAUACAGAGAGAAUUUAGAUCCUGUUUUAAAGAAUUUAAGUCUUGAUAUAAAACCAGGAGAGAAAGUUGGUAUUGUUGGUAGAACUGGAGCAGGUAAAACUACUGUUGCCAUGUCUGUAUUCAGAAUUAUUGAACCAACUGAAGGAUAUAUUGAAAUUGAUGGAAUAAAUACGUCUUCGAUAGGGUUAAGUGAUUUACGUCAACAUCUUAACAUUAUUCCACAAGAUCCUCAAAUAGUGGAAGGAACAGUCAGACAAAAUCUUGAUCCUCUUGAUCGUCAUACUGAUGAUGAAUUAUGGACUGUGUUGGAACAUUCACAUUUGAAAGAACAUGUGGAAACUAUGAAAACCAAGAAGAAUCAGAAAAAGGAAGAUGAAAAGGAAAAAGAUGCCAAUCCAGAUGAAGAAGAUGAUUCUCAGUAUGAUUUUGGAUUAUCUGCAAAAGUAUUUGAAGGAGGUUCUAACUUAUCAUCAGGUCAAAAACAGUUAUUAUCUCUUGCUAGAGCAUUAUUGAUCAAAUCAAAAAUAUUAAUCUUGGAUGAAGCAACAGCUGCGGUUGAUGUUCAAACUGAUAAGAUUAUUCAAGAAACCAUUAGAACAGAAUUCAAUGACAGAACGAUUUUAACUAUUGCUCAUCGUAUUAAUACUAUCCUUGAAAGUGAUCGGAUUCUUGUAUUAGAUCAUGGAAAGGUUAAAGAAUUUGAUACACCAGAAAAUUUAUUAAAUGAUGAAACAUCAGAGUUUUAUUCACUUUGUAAAGAAAGUGGAAAUCUUAAAAAAGAUAGUACUUAAUCUUGUAAUAUAUAAAAUUUUUGAGGCAGAACUUCUGCCUUACAUUAUAUUAGAUAAUAUACAUAACAUUUAGAAUGGGAAAUAAGAGAGGAAGUAAUGAAAGAUUGCUAAUUAAA